This is a messenger RNA of Phycodurus eques (leafy seadragon), 1218 nucleotides long. RefSeq names its product NK2 homeobox 1 (gene nkx2-1). Bases 1 to 1218 code for a protein of 405 amino acids. NCBI's taxonomy places the organism in Eukaryota, Metazoa, Chordata, Actinopteri, Syngnathiformes, Syngnathidae. The record is from RefSeq and is a predicted model, not a curated record. Gene Ontology annotation, molecular function: RNA polymerase II cis-regulatory region sequence-specific DNA binding; DNA-binding transcription factor activity, RNA polymerase II-specific. Gene Ontology annotation, cellular component: nucleus. The transcript is spliced from 3 exons. Gene Ontology annotation, biological process: regulation of transcription by RNA polymerase II; cell differentiation.
AUGUCGAUGAGCCCCAAGCAUACGACCCCCUUUUCCGUGUCCGACAUCCUGAGUCCGCUGGAGGAGAGCUACAAGAAGGCGGCCGCCGCCGCCGCCGCUAUGGAGGCCGGCGGCGGAGGCUACCGGCAGCUGCAGGGGACCCCCCAGGCGGCCAUGCAGCAGCACCACCACCACCACCAUCACCACCACAUGGGGGGCGCCGGGGGGGGGUCGUACCACAUGAGCGCCGCCGGAGUGCCGCAGCUGUCCCACGGCUACUGCAACGGGAGCAUGCCCGGCGCCGGCGACCUGCACGCGGCGUCCUACCAGGCGGCGGAGGGCGUCAGGGCCGCCGGCUGGUACGGAGCCGGCCCCGCCGCCGCUGCCGCCGCCGCCGCCGCCGCCGCCGCCGACCCCCGGUUCUCCACCAUUUCCCGCUUCAUGGGCUCGUCGUCGGGCAUGAACAUGGGCGCCAUGGGCGCCAUGGGCGGCAUGGGCGGCAUGGGCGGCGCGGGCGCCAUGGGAGGCAUGGGCGGCCUGGGCUCCCUGGCGGAGGCCCACGCCAAGGCGGGCAUGCACGGCUCGCUGAGCUCGGCGCCGCGGCGCAAACGGCGCGUCCUCUUCUCGCAGGCGCAAGUGUACGAACUGGAGCGCCGCUUCAAGCAGCAGAAGUACCUGUCGGCCCCCGAACGCGAACACCUGGCCAGCAUGAUCCACCUGACGCCCACGCAGGUGAAAAUCUGGUUCCAGAACCACCGCUACAAGAUGAAGCGGCAAGCCAAGGACAAAGUGUCCCAGCAGCAGAUGCAGCACCAGGAGGGGGGGUCGUGCAGCCAGCAGCAGCAGCAGCAGCAGCAGCAGCAGCAGCAGUCCCCCCGCAGGGUGGCGGUUCCGGUUCUGGUCAAGGACGGGAAGCCGUGUCAAGGCAGCGGACCCGCCGCGGCGCAACAGCACCACCAACAGCAACACCAACACCAACACCACCCGCACCCGCAGCACCAGCAGCACCAGCAGCAAGCCGCCAACGUCAUGCUCAUGUCCGGCCCGCAGCAGCAGCAGGUGGGGGGCAGCGCCGGCCACUCCCCGGACCUGCAGGGGGGGCCUCCGCUCUCGGCCAGCCCCCCCGCGCUCCUCCACAGCCAAGUGGCCGGACUGUCGCACCUCAACUCGCCCGCCGCGGGGACCGAGUACGGAUCGGCGUUGCAGUGCUCGGCGCUCUUGUACGGCAGGACGUGGUGA